ACCAUGUCAAGGAAAAUGUAUAAUGAUUGGCUCUCUUCCCGUAACACUCCCACUACCAAAUAAUACGAAUCUGCAUGGUUCUUCGUCACGCCCCUUCUUAACUAUUAGCAACACAUGUACUGAAUCUAGGAUUAUGUCAAAUCCUCUUCAUUCUGUACAAUCAAACAUACGCUUAAUGCACACAAAUACGGAUAAAAACCCGUUGCCUGGUUUUAGUCCUAGUUCUGCAAGUCAUAAUAGUAUGUCCCCUGCUGAGAGAUCUCGAUCAUCAAACAUUACAAGAUAUCAAGAGAAAUCAUCUUUCCCUAAUCAUUUAGGGAAGAACAGUGAGGUUGGUUAUGUCGAGAGGCGUUCUGCUCAAAGAAAUUUGAAUAAUGCCCUGGCUGGUUACAAGGUAGAUCCACCAGAUAUUAAACCUUUUGACAUCUGUGUUCAUAGAAGGCGUAAUUCUGGUUUGAAUAGUUCUUUGCAUUCAAACAAGGGAAGGUGCACUGAGAUGCAGGAGGGAUUAGCAGAGAAGAUGAUACUGAAGCCUGGGAUGGUUCUGUUGAAACAUUACUUAUCCCCCAAGAAUCAGGUCGAAUUAGUUAGGACUUGUCGUAAGCUUGGCCGGAGACCCAGGGGAUUCUACCAGCCAGGUUACAAGGAUGGGGCAAAACUCCGAUUGCAAAUGAUGUGUCUUGGUCUGGACUGGGAUCCUCAGACCAGAAAAUAUGGAAAUAAACGAUUGAUUGACGGUUAUGAACCCCCAAAUAUUCCUAACAUGUUCCAGGGCUUGGCCAGUAUGGCAAUUAAAGAGGCACAGAAUCUCUGCAAGAAGAAAUUCAGCGUAACCAAUGUGGAAGAUAUACUCCCUUCAAUGUCUCCAGACAUAUGCAUAGUCAAUUUUUAUUCUGCCCAUGGAAGGCUUGGUCUUCAUCAGGAUCGUGAUGAAAGUAGAGAGUCUCUGCGUAGAGGAUUGCCUGUUGUGUCCUUUUCCGUGGGAGAUUCUGCAGAAUUUCUAUAUGGGGAUGAGAGGGACGUGGAGAAGGCAGAGAAGGUUCUUUUAGAAUCAGGAGAUGUAUUGAUAUUUGGUGGUGAAUCUCGACUUGUGUUUCAUGGUGUUUCGUGUAUCAUUCCAAAUUCAGCUCCAAGGGAAUUGUUGGAAGCUACAGGGCUUCGUCCUGGUCGCCUAAAUCUUACGUUCAGACAAUUCUAAAGCCUUAAUCGCACAGUUGUACAUAUAAGUUGUUUACAGUUGUUUAAUAUGUCAUUAACUUAGCCCUGUAGUCAGUCCCUAGGAGACUUCUGGUCGAGUAGUUCUUACAGUUUGAAGCUGUGGUUAACAUUCUUGUCAUUUUUUGUGUUGUGUUGAUUAAUAUAGAUCUCCAAUAAUUGUAGUUCUA
This is a messenger RNA of Neltuma alba, 1385 nucleotides long. RefSeq lists its product as uncharacterized. Gene Ontology annotation, molecular function: broad specificity oxidative DNA demethylase activity; ferrous iron binding; oxidative RNA demethylase activity. The transcript is spliced from 3 exons. NCBI's taxonomy places the organism in Eukaryota, Viridiplantae, Streptophyta, Magnoliopsida, Fabales, Fabaceae. The record is from RefSeq and is a predicted model, not a curated record. Gene Ontology annotation, biological process: oxidative RNA demethylation. Gene Ontology annotation, cellular component: cytoplasm. Bases 23 to 1198 code for a protein of 391 amino acids.